Messenger RNA from Symbiodinium natans, 11850 nucleotides. NCBI's taxonomy places the organism in Eukaryota, Dinophyceae, Suessiales, Symbiodiniaceae. The record is from the annotation of a GenBank genome assembly.
AUGGCGCAGCGCACGCCGGCGACCCUGGCGCUGGGCGGCUUGGCCGGUGGGCUGGCCUACUUGAGCUCGGGCAGCCAGGCCUUUGCAGCUGCGCCGGCGACCUCGAACCUCCGCCAGCAGCGUGCGGCACAUGCAGCACAGGCGCCUUCGUCCUUGACCUCCACAUCCCUGCCAGCCAUGAUGGCGGGUGGCGUGGUCCUUGCCGCCGCUGCCACCUCUGGACGUGGCACCCGCUCGCGUGGCAGCGCACCCGCCCGCGCGGUCACUCCUUACGAGUUGCAGGAGAACGUCUAUGCCGACCUCGAGUUCACCAACGACAUCGGCUACCUGCCUGAUGGCACUCCCAUGAACCGGGCAGGCAACGCCAUCAACCACCCAGAGACCAUCGGCCCUGACAGUCACGCUCCGGGCUCCCCUCUGCCACGCGCUCACUUCGUGAACUCUGUGGGUUACCUGCCCGAUGGCACUCCUCUGAAUGCAGCCGGCAAUGCCAUCAACCACCCGGAGACCAUGCAGCCGGACUCUCACACACCAGGUUCUCCUCUACCAGCGUCCACGUAUGCAGCGGACAUCGGCUACCUGGUGGAUGGCACUCCCAUGGAGACGGCCGGCAACAACUCUGUGAGGGGUGGCGCCACGCCUCCACCAGCACCUCCAGUGGCGGCCGCGGCAUUCGUUGGCUCCAGUGCACCAGCAUCUGCGCCCGCACCAGCACCAGCUGCACCGACACCUGCACCUGCAGUGGCUGCGCCCGGUGCUCCUCGCACUGCCAUGUACGGGAGGAAGUUUGAAUACAGCUUCCAGAAGGAUGCCUUCGCCGAGUACGAGUUCAGCAACGAUGUGGGCUAUCUUCCCGACGGCACUCCCAUGAACAGGGCGGGCAAUGCCAUCAACCAUCCGGAGAGUAUUGGUCCGGACAGCCAUGCACCUGGCUCACCGUUGCCCAGGGCCAACUUUGUCAAUUCCAUCGGCUACUUGCCGGAUGGCACUCCCAUGAAUGCAGCUGGCAACGCCAUCAACCACCCGGAGACCAUGCAGCCAGACCUUCACACGCCAGGCUCUCCUCUGCCAGAGUCUGUGUAUGCUGCCGACGUGGGCUACUUGGUGGAUGGCACUCCCCUGGAGACGGCCGGCAACAACUCUGUGAGGGGUGGCGCCGUACCCGCGUCAGCUCCUGCAGCGGCUCCGGCACCCUCUGCCCCGACACCUCAGCCUGUGGUCGCAGCGGCCUUCGUCGGCUCGUCGGCAGGGACCUCAUCCAAAGUCAGGCACGCCGGGAACUUCGCCUACUCCUUCCAGAAGGACUCCUGGGCCGACCUGGAGUUCAGCAACGACAUCGGCUACCUGCCGGACGGCACGCCCAUGAACAAGGCCGGGAAUGCGAUCAACCACCCGGAGAACAUUCAGCCGGACAGCCAUGCUCCGGGAUCUCCGUUGCCUUCCGCCAUCUUCGUGAACGAUGUCGGCUACCUGCCAGACGGCACCCCGCUCAACAAGGCCGGCAACGCCAUCAACCACCCGGAGAACAUCCAGCCGGACCUUCACACUCCCGGUUCGCCGCUGCCUGCCUCCGUCUACGCGCAGGACGUGGGCUACUUGGUGGACGGCACGCCCAUGAGCACUGUCGAGUUAGCCCCACCGUUCUGGUACUUGAUGAACGAACAGCGCACGCCGGCGACCCUGGCGCUGGGCGGCUUGGCCGGUGGGCUGGCCUACUUGAGCUCGGGCAGCCAGGCCUUUGCAGCUGCGCCGGCGACCUCGAACCUCCGCCAGCAGCGUGCGGCACAUGCAGCACAGGCGCCUUCGUCCUUGACCUCCACAUCCCUGCCAGCCAUGAUGGCGGGUGGCGUGGUCCUUGCCGCCGCUGCCACCUCUGGACGUGGCACCCGCUCGCGUGGCAGCGCACCCGCCCGCGCGGUCACUCCUUACGAGUUGCAGGAGAACGUCUAUGCCGACCUCGAGUUCACCAACGACAUCGGCUACCUGCCUGAUGGCACUCCCAUGAACCGGGCAGGCAACGCCAUCAACCACCCAGAGACCAUCGGCCCUGACAGUCACGCUCCGGGCUCCCCUCUGCCACGCGCUCACUUCGUGAACUCCGUGGGUUACCUGCCCGAUGGCACUCCUCUGAAUGCAGCCGGCAAUGCCAUCAACCACCCGGAGACCAUGCAGCCGGACUCUCACACACCAGGUUCUCCUCUACCAGCGUCCACGUACGCGGCGGACAUCGGCUACCUGGUGGAUGGCACGCCCAUGGAGACGGCCGGCAACAACUCUGUGAGGGGUGGCGCCACGCCUCCACCUGCACCUCCAGUGGCGGCCGCGGCAUUCGUUGGCUCCAGUGCACCAGCAUCUACGCCCGCACCAGCACCAGCUGCACCGACACCUGCACCUGCAGUGGCUGCGCCCGGUGCUCCUCGCACUGCCAUGUACGGGAGGAAGUUUGAAUACAGCUUCCAGAAGGAUGCCUUCGCCGAGUACGAGUUCAGCAACGAUGUGGGCUAUCUUCCCGACGGCACUCCCAUGAACAGGGCGGGCAAUGCCAUCAACCAUCCGGAAAGUAUUGGUCCGGACAGCCAUGCUCCUGGCUCACCGUUGCCCAGGGCCAACUUUGUCAAUUCCAUCGGCUACUUGCCGGAUGGCACUCCCAUGAAUGCAGCUGGCAACGCCAUCAACCACCCGGAGACCAUGCAGCCAGACCUUCACACGCCAGGCUCUCCUCUGCCAGAGUCUGUGUAUGCAGCCGACGUGGGCUACUUGGUGGAUGGCACUCCCCUGGAGACGGCCGGCAACAACUCAGUCAGGGGUGGCGCCGUGCCCGCGUCAGCUCCUGCAGCGGCUCCGGCACCCUCUGCCCCGACACCUCAGCCUGUGGUCGCAGCGGCCUUCGUCGGCUCGUCGGCAGGGACCUCAUCCAAAGUCAGGCACGCCGGGAACUUCGCCUACUCCUUCCAGAAGGACUCCUGGGCCGACCUGGAGUUCAGCAACGACAUCGGCUACCUGCCGGACGGCACGCCCAUGAACAAGGCCGGGAAUGCAAUCAACCACCCGGAGAACAUUCAGCCAGACAGCCAUGCUCCGGGAUCUCCGUUGCCUUCCGCCAUCUUCGUGAACGAUGUCGGCUACCUCCCAGACGGCACCCCGCUCAACAAGGCCGGCAACGCCAUUAACCACCCGGAGAACAUCCAGCCGGAUCUUCACACUCCCGGUUCUCCGCUGCCUGCCUCCGUCUACGCGCAGGACGUGGGCUACUUGGUUGACGGAACGCCCAUGAGCAGUGCUGGCAGUCAGGCCUUUGCAGCAGCGCCGGCUACUUCGAACCUCCGCCAGCAGCGUGCAAGCCAUGCAGCGCAGGCGCCUGCGUCCUCGGCUUCCACAUCCCUGCCAGCCAUGAUGGCUGGUGGCGCGGUUCUCGCCGCAGCUGCUGCAUCUGGGCGCACCAGCCGCUCGCAUGGCAGCACGCCCCUCCCAACCACCGUGCCAGUGAGGAAAUCGGCCACGGCCCGCAAGGCCCUGGACCAGUCCAGCCGUUACGCCGACCUGUCGCUAGAUGAGGCCACGCUCAUCAAGAAGCUUUGCUGCAAUGAAGCACUACUGAUCACUUCUUCCAUUUCUUCCAGUCUUCGUGUGAAAGGAAUCUCUGCUUGUAGGUGGCAACAUGGUAGUGAGGUGGGUCGUAGUUGUUGGUGCAAUCUCAGGAAUGGCAAGCACGUGUUGGUGGCGUACAUCAUGAAGCCGAAGGCAGGAUACGAUUACCUGGCCACCGCGGCACACUUUGCCGCCGAGUCCUCCACGGGCACCAACGUGAACGUGUGCACCACGGACGACUUUACCAAGUCCGUGGAUGCUCUGGUGUACUACAUCGACCCCGACAGCGAGGAGAUGAAGAUCGCCUACCCAAAUCUGUUGUUCGACCGGAACAUCAUCGAUGGCCGCGCCAUGAUGUGCUCCUUCCUGACCUUAUCCAUCGGCAACAACCAGGGUUUGGAGCCUAUUUUCGUUUGCGGAUGUAUGGGCGACGUCGAGUACGGCAAGAUCUACGACUUCUACUUGCCGCCUGAGUUCCUCCGCCUGUACGACGGCCCGGCCGUGAACGUGGAAGACAUGUGGCGCAUCCUGGGCAAGGGCACCAGCAACGGUGGCCUCGUGGUGGGCACCAUCAUCAAGCCCAAACUCGGCCUGCAGCCCAAGCCAUUCGGCGAGGCCUGCUACGCGUUCUGGCAGGGUGGCGACUUCAUCAAGAACGAUGAGCCCCAGGGCAACCAGGUGUUCUGCCAGAUGAACGAGGUCAUCCCAGAGGUUGUGAAGGCCAUGAGGGCCUGCAUCAAGGAGACCGGGGUGGGUAAGCUGUUCUCUGCCAACAUCACGGCGGAUGAUCCCAACGAGAUGAUCGCCCGCGGCAAGUACUGUCUGUCCCAGUUCGGUCCUUUGUCCGAGAAUUGCGCAUUCUUGGUGGACGGAUACGUUGCGGGAGGCACGGCCGUGACCUGCGCCCGCCGCAACUUCCCAGGACAGUUCCUGCACUACCACCGUGCCGGACAUGGAUCCGUGACUAGCCCCCAGACCCAGCGUGGUUACACCGCCUUCGUGCACACCAAGAUCUCCCGAGUCAUCGGCGCGUCCGGCAUCCACACCGGCACCAUGAGCUUCGGCAAGAUGGAGGGCGAUGCCUCCGACAAGAACAUUGCUUUCAUGCUGCAGGACGAUGCGGCCGAUGGCCCGUACUAUCACCAGCCGUGGGAAGGCAUGAAGCAGACGACCCCCAUCAUCUCUGGCGGCAUGAAUGCACUCCGCUUGCCGGCCUUCUUCGAGAACUUGGGCCACUCCAACGUGAUCCUCACCGCCGGUGGCGGCUCUUUCGGACACAAGGAUGGCCCCAAGCCCGGCGCCGUCUCGUGCCGCCAGGGAGAGGAGGCCUGGAAGGCCUGGAAGGCUGGCCAGUACGGCAACAUCAGCUUGAGUGACGGCGUCAUUGAGUUCGCAAAGACGCACGAGGAGAUCAAGGGUGCUUUCCUGACCUUCCAGAAGGACGCCGACCAGAUCUACCCGGGAUGGAAGGAGAAGCUGGGCUACACGGGCGAGUCUUCGGUGCAGGCGGCCAGCUUCGACUGGGCCAAGAAGGCAUCUGCCGCUGCCUUCGUGGGCUGCAGUGUCCCAGAGCGCACGGUCCAGGUCGCCCGGGCGGUCACUCCGUACGAGUUGCAGAAAAAAGUCUAUGCCGACCUCGAGUUCACCAACGACGUCGGCUACCUGCCUGAUGGCACUCCCAUGAACCGGGCAGGCAACGCCAUCAACCACCCGGAGACCAUCGGCCCUGACAGGCACGCUCCGGGCUCCCCUCUGCCGCGCGCCCUCUUCGUGAACUCUGUGGGUUACCUGCCCGAUGGCACUCCUCUGAAUGCAGCCGGCAACGCCAUCAACCACCCGGAGACCAUGCAGCCAGACUCUCACACGCCCGGUUCUCCUUUGCCCACGUCCGCGUAUGCAGCUGACAUCGGCUACCUGGUGGAUGGCACUCCCAUGGAGACGGCCGGCAACAACUCUGUGAGGGGUGGCGCCACUCCGGCAGCAGCACCUGCCGCCGCAGCUCAAUCAUUCGGGACUUCUGCCCCUCCGAUGGCAGCCGCAAGUCAUGCUGCAGUUGCAGGUGGUCUCUUGCAUGGCCGCCAGUUCGACUACAGCUACCAGAAGGACGUGUAUGCUGACCUGGAGUUCAGCAAUGAUGUUGGCUACUUGCCCGAUGGCACUCCGAUGAACAGGGCAGGGAAUGCGAUCAACCACCCGGAGAACAUUCAGCCGGACAGGCACACUCCGGGUUCGCCUCUGCCUAGGGCUGAGUUUGUGAAUUCCGUCGGAUACUUACCGGACGGCACCCCCCUGAAUGCAGCGGGAAAUGCCAUCAAUCAUCCAGAGACCAUGCAGCCUGAUCUCCACACACCAGGAUCCCCACUGCCGGCCUCCGCCUAUGCUGCAGACAUUGGGUACCUGGUCGAUGGGACCCCGCUGGAGUCAGCUGGUAACAACUCCGUGAAAGCGCCUCAUAUGGCAGCCGCAGCAUUCGUCAGCUCGACAUCCAGCCCUAGCCCGGCACCCACACCGCCCGCCCCUGCCUUCGCCGGCUCCUCGGCAGGGACUUCAUCCAAAGUCAGGCACGCCGGGAAUUUCGCCUACUCCUUCCAGAAGGACUCCUGGGCCGACCUGGAGUUCAGCAACGACAUCGGCUACCUGCCGGAUGGCACGCCCAUGAACAAGGCCGGGAAUGCGAUCAACCACCCGGAGAACAUUCAGCCGGACAGCCAUGCUCCGGGAUCUCCCUUGCCUUCCGCCAUCUUCGUGAACGAUGUCGGCUACCUCCCAGACGGCACCCCGCUCAACAAGGCCGGCAACGCCAUCAACCACCCGGAGAACAUCCAGCCGGACCUUCACACUCCCGGUUCGCCGCUGCCUGCCUCCGUCUACGCGCAGGACGUGGGCUACUUGGUGGACGGCACGCCCAUGAGCACUGCCGGCAAUCUCUCUGUGCUGACGCAAAAAGGCGGUUUUCCCUUGUCGGCCAGAUGUGAUUGGGCAUCCUUGCCACACACCUGUGUCUACAUCGGAGGACACAACUUUUGUUGCCUCUGCAAGUGGCAUGCUGAGUCAAGUCUCUGCAGCUAUUGGAGCAACAAGCAAGCAAGCAGCGUAGUAUUUGUGCUUUGUCGGCGACUUCCACCGGUUGUGAUGGCACAGCACACAUCGGCCAGCUUGGCGCUGGGCGGCUUGGUUGGUGGGCUGGCAUACUUGAGCUCGGGCAGCCAGGCCUUUGCAGCUGCGCCGGCGACCUCGAACCUCCGCCAGCAGCGUGCGGCGCAUGCAGCGCAGGCGCCGUCAUCCUUGACCUCCACAUCCCUGCCAGCCAUGAUGGCGGGUGGCGUGGUCCUUGCCGCCGCUGCCACCUCUGGACGUGGCACCCGCUCGCGUGGCAGCGCACCCGCCCGCGCGGUCACUCCUUACGAGUUGCAGGAGAACGUCUAUGCCGACCUUGAGUUCACCAACGACGUCGGCUACCUGCCUGAUGGCACUCCCAUGAACCGGGCAGGCAACGCCAUCAACCACCCGGAGACCAUCGGCCCUGACAGUCACGCUCCGGGCUCCCCUCUGCCACGCGCUCACUUCGUGAACUCUGUGGGUUACCUGCCCGAUGGCACUCCUCUGAAUGCAGCCGGCAAUGCCAUCAACCACCCGGAGACCAUGCAGCCGGACUCUCACACGCCCGGUUCUCCUUUGCCCGCAUCCGCGUAUGCAGCCGACAUCGGCUACCUGGUGGAUGGCACUCCGAUGGAGACGGCUGGCAACAACUCUGUGAGGGGUGGCGCCACGCCUCCACCAUCACCUCCAGUGGCGGCCGCGGCAUUCGUUGGCUCCAGUGCGCCAGCAUCUACGCCCGCACCAGCACCAGCUGCACCGACACCUGCUCCUGCAGUGGCUGCGCCGGGUGCCCCUCGCACUGCCAUGUACGGGAGGAAGUUUGAAUACAGCUUCCAGAAGGAUGCCUUCGCCGACUGCGAGUUCAGCAACGACGUGGGCUAUCUUCCCGACGGCACUCCAAUGAACAAGGCGGGCAAUGCCAUCAACCAUCCGGAGAGUAUUGGUCCGGACAGCCAUGCACCUGGCUCACCGUUGCCCAGGGCCAACUUUGUCAAUUCCAUCGGCUACUUGCCAGAUGGCACUCCCAUGAAUGCAGCUGGCAACGCCAUCAACCACCCGGAGACCAUGCAGCCAGACCUUCACACGCCAGGCUCUCCUUUGCCAGAGUCUGUGUAUGCAGCCGACGUGGGCUAUUUGGUGGAUGGCACUCCCCUGGAGACGGCCGGCAACAACUCUGUGAGGGGUGGCGCCACGCCUCCACCAUCACCUCCAGUGGCGGCCGCGGCAUUCGUUGGCUCCAGUGCGCCAGCAUCUACGCCCGCACCAGCACCAGCUGCACCGACACCUGCUCCUGCAGUGGCUGCGCCCGGUGCCCCUCGCACUGCCAUGUACGGGAGGAAGUUUGAAUACAGCUUCCAGAAGGAUGCCUUCGCCGACUGCGAGUUCAGCAACGACGUGGGCUAUCUUCCCGACGGCACUCCAAUGAACAAGGCGGGCAAUGCCAUCAACCAUCCGGAGAGUAUUGGUCCGGACAGCCAUGCACCUGGCUCACCGUUGCCCAGGGCCAACUUUGUCAAUUCCAUCGGCUACUUGCCAGAUGGCACUCCCAUGAAUGCAGCUGGCAACGCCAUCAACCACCCGGAGACCAUGCAGCCAGACCUUCACACGCCAGGCUCUCCUUUGCCAGAGUCUGUGUAUGCAGCCGACGUGGGCUAUUUGGUGGAUGGCACUCCCCUGGAGACGGCCGGCAACAACUCAGUCAGGGGUGGCGCCGUACCCGCGUCAGCUCCUGCAGCGGCUCCGGCACCCUCUGCCCCGACACCUCAGCCUGUGGUCGCAGCGGCCUUCGUCGGCUCGUCGGCAGGGACCUCAUCCAAAGUCAGGCACGCCGGGAACUUCGCCUACUCCUUCCAGAAGGACUCCUGGGCCGACCUGGAGUUCAGCAACGACAUCGGCUACCUGCCGGACGGCACGCCCAUGAACAAGGCCGGGAAUGCGAUCAACCACCCGGAGAACAUUCAGCCGGACAGCCAUGCUCCGGGAUCUCCGUUGCCUUCCGCCAUCUUCGUGAACGAUGUCGGCUACCUGCCAGACGGCACCCCGCUCAACAAGGCCGGCAACGCCAUCAACCACCCGGAGAACAUCCAGCCGGACCUUCACACUCCCGGUUCGCCGCUGCCUGCCUCCGUCUACGCGCAGGACGUGGGCUACCUUGUGGAUGGCACGCCCAUGAGCACUGCCGGCAACCUCUCCGUCCAGCAGCGCUUAUCAGUGGGCAGAGCCAGAGCGAGGGAAGCAGCAACAUGCGCCAGUCUUCAGCGCAGCAGCUCUGUUGCGAAACUCUGUAUCUACUUUGCAGCUUCUCCACAGGUUAUAUUUGCGAGAAGUGCUCUAAUAGUUCCUGCGCAGAUGGCGCAGCGCACGUCGGCGACCUUGGCCCUGGGCGGCUUGGCCGGUGGGCUGGCGUACUUGAGCUCGGGCAGCCAGGCUUUUGCAGCUGCGCCGGCGACCACGAACCUCCGGCAGCAGCAUGCAGCCCAUGCAGCGCAGGCGCCUGCGUCCUCGGCUUCCACAUCCCUGCCAGCCAUGAUGGCUGGUGGCGCGGUUCUCGCCGCAGCUGCUGCCUCUGGACGCACCAGCCGCUCGCAUGGCAGCACGCCCCUCCCAACCACCGUGCCAGUGAGGAAAUCGGCCACGGCCCGCAAGGCCCUGGACCAGUCCAGCCGUUACGCCGACCUGUCGCUAGAUGAGGCCACGCUCAUCAAGAAGCUUUGCUGCAAUGAAGCACUACUGAUCAAUUCUUCCAUUUCUUCCAGUCUUCGUGUGAAAGGAAUCUCUGCUUGUAGGUGGCAACAUGGUAGUGAGGUGGGUCGUAGUUGUUGGUGCAAUCUCAGGAAUGGCAAGCACGUGUUGGUGGCGUACAUCAUGAAGCCGAAGGCAGGAUACGAUUACCUGGCCACCGCGGCACACUUUGCCGCCGAGUCCUCCACGGGCACCAACGUGAACGUGUGCACCACGGACGACUUUACCAAGUCCGUGGAUGCUCUGGUGUACUACAUCGACCCCGACAGCGAGGAGAUGAAGAUCGCCUACCCAAAUCUGUUGUUCGACCGCAACAUCAUCGAUGGCCGCGCCAUGAUGUGCUCCUUCCUGACCCUAUCCAUCGGCAACAACCAGGGUUUGGAGCCUAUUUUCGUUUGCGGAUGUAUGGGCGACGUCGAGUACGGCAAGAUCUACGACUUCUACUUGCCGCCUGAGUUCCUCCGCCUGUACGACGGCCCGGCCGUGAACGUGGAAGACAUGUGGCGCAUCCUGGGCAAGGGCACCAGCAACGGUGGCCUCGUGGUGGGCACCAUCAUCAAGCCCAAGCUCGGCCUGCAGCCCAAGCCAUUCGGCGAGGCCUGCUACGCGUUCUGGCAGGGUGGCGACUUCAUCAAGAACGAUGAGCCCCAGGGCAACCAGGUGUUCUGCCAGAUGAACGAGGUCAUCCCAGAGGUUGUGAAGGCCAUGAGGGCCUGCAUCAAGGAGACCGGGGUGGGUAAGCUGUUCUCUGCCAACAUCACGGCGGAUGAUCCCAACGAGAUGAUCGCCCGCGGCAAGUACUGUCUGUCCCAGUUCGGUCCUUUGUCCGAGAAUUGCGCAUUCUUGGUGGACGGAUACGUUGCGGGAGGCACGGCCGUGACCUGCGCCCGCCGCAACUUCCCAGGACAGUUCCUGCACUACCACCGUGCCGGACAUGGAUCCGUGACUAGCCCCCAGACCCAGCGUGGUUACACCGCCUUCGUGCACACCAAGAUCUCCCGAGUCAUCGGCGCGUCCGGCAUCCACACCGGCACCAUGAGCUUCGGCAAGAUGGAGGGCGAUGCCUCCGACAAGAACAUUGCUUUCAUGCUGCAGGACGAUGCGGCCGAUGGCCCGUACUAUCACCAGCCGUGGGAAGGCAUGAAGCAGACGACCCCUAUCAUCUCUGGCGGCAUGAACGCACUCCGCUUGCCGGCCUUCUUCGAGAACUUGGGCCACUCCAACGUGAUCCUCACCGCCGGUGGCGGCUCUUUCGGACACAAGGAUGGCCCCAAGCCCGGCGCCGUCUCGUGCCGCCAGGGAGAGGAGGCCUGGAAGGCCUGGAAGGCUGGCCAGUACGGCAACAUCAGCUUGAGUGACGGCGUCAUUGAGUUCGCAAAGACGCACGAGGAGAUCAAGGGUGCUUUCCUGACCUUCCAGAAGGACGCCGACCAGAUCUACCCGGGAUGGAAGGAGAAGCUGGGCUACACGGGCGAGUCCUCGGUGCAGGCGGCCAGCUUCGACUGGGCCAAGAAGGCAUCUGCCGCUGCCUUCGUGGGCUGCAGUGCCCCAGAGCGCACGGUCCAGGUCGCCCGGGCGGUCACUCCGUACGAGUUGCAGGAGAACGUCUAUGCCGACCUCGAGUUCACCAACGACGUCGGCUACCUGCCUGAUGGCACUCCCAUGAACCGGGCAGGCAACGCCAUCAACCACCCGGAGACCAUCGGCCCUGACAGUCACGCUCCGGGCUCCCCUCUGCCACGCGCUCACUUCGUGAACUCUGUGGGUUACCUGCCCGAUGGCACUCCUCUGAAUGCAGCCGGCAACGCCAUCAACCACCCGGAGACCAUGCAGCCGGACUCUCACACGCCCGGUUCUCCUCUGCCAGCGUCCGCGUAUGCAGCUGACAUCGGCUACCUGGUGGAUGGCACUCCGAUGGAGACGGCUGGCAACAACUCUGUGAGGGGUGGUGCUGCGCCCGCAGCUGCCCCUGCACAGGCGCCCGUGGUUGCGGCGGCCGCCUUUGUCGGCUCCUCGGCAGCGACCCCCUCCAAGGUCAGGCACGCUGGAAACUUCGCCUACUCCUUCCAGAAGGACUCCUGGGCCGACCUGGAGUUUAGCAACGACAUCGGCUACCUGCCGGACGGCACGCCCAUGAACAAGGCCGGGAAUGCGAUCAACCACCCGGAGAACAUUCAGCCGGACAGCCAUGCUCCGGGAUCUCCGUUGCCUUCCGCCAUCUUCGUGAACGAUGUCGGCUACCUGCCAGACGGCACCCCGCUCAACAAGGCCGGCAACGCCAUCAACCACCCGGAGAACAUCCAGCCGGACCUUCACACUCCCGGUUCGCCGCUGCCUGCCUCCGUCUAUGCGCAGGACGUGGGCUACCUUGUGGACGGGACGCCCAUGAGCAGUGCUGGCAACCUUUCUGUGCAGCAGUGA